Molecule: messenger RNA, 822 nt
Organism: Momordica charantia (bitter melon)
Lineage: Eukaryota; Viridiplantae; Streptophyta; Magnoliopsida; Cucurbitales; Cucurbitaceae
Product: organelle RRM domain-containing protein 2, mitochondrial
Molecular function (GO): RNA binding
Source: RefSeq, a predicted model, not a curated record
UGCAAAAAAAAAAAAAAAUGCGAGAACUAAAACAUUUCCAUCAUUACCAAAACCCUAAUUCCCAAUAAACCCUCUUGGCUCCUAUUUCUUUCUUAUCGAUCGGUGGAAUCAGAUGGCUUUCCUCUCCAGUGUAAGGCGCGUUCUUAAUGGAUCUUCUUCUUCAGCUGCUUCCUCCAUUCUUAAAUCGCAGUGGACUACCCUUCGUCUCAGUUCAACUCUCACCUCGCCGAAGCUCUUCAUCAGUGGUCUUUCAAGAUUAACCACAGAUGAGAAGCUCCAGGAAGCCUUUUCUUCCUUUGGUCAGCUCGUAGAAGCGAAAGUUAUAACCGAUAGGGCAACGGGAAGAUCAAAGGGAUUCGGUUUUGUAACGUACGCCACAAUAGAAGACGCUGAGAAAGCUAGAGAGGGAAUGAAUGCCAAGUUUCUGGAUGGAUGGGUUAUUUUUGUUGAUCCUGCCAAACCCAGAGAGCCUAGGCCUCCUCCACAGCCUCAAUCUGAGACCUCUGAAUUUGGUAUCAGAACAAACAAGACAAUUGGUUGGUGUGGUUGAUAAGAUUUCUUGCAAAAUCUAUGAAAUCUCAUAUCAUUUUUUAAAAUUUCCAAUUGCACAAGUUUGAUACUGAUGCAUAUCCAUCAGUCCAUGGAUGCUACAGAUAAGUUUUAUGAGACAACACCAUAAGGAACCCUCAAAUUAAAACUGCUAGAAAAAGGUUCUUGUUAUACUUACUAGGAAUGUAUGAAGGGGAAAUAAGUUUUUCACUUAUUUACUGACAUUACCUGUUUUAUGAAUAGUUUAUUUUGGUCUCUAAAUUUUGAUUUAAA